UGAUGUUUGGGAUAUAAAAAACAGAUUUAGCGGCAUGGUGAAGAAAGGAAAGAAAGGGGUUGAAUUGAAUUGUAGAGAGUAGAGAGUAGAGAGUAGAGAGAAAGCGAGGCGGAAGAGGGUUUGGUUUGGGUAUUGAAAUUUGGAUCUGGUAGUGUACAAGUAGCGAAAAAGAGAGAGAGAGGUUUAUACAUUUAUAAUGGGAUCGCAUCGCAUGGGUAUGAAAGAGGAGGAGAGUGGCAUAGAAGAAGGUGGUGCCUCGCUGCCAUCAGCAGGCUUAGAUGGGAAGAAGCGAAGAGUGACAUACUUCUACGAGCCAAGCAUCGGCGAUUACUACUACGGCCAGGGGCACCCAAUGAAGCCCCACCGCAUCCGCAUGGCGCACAACCUCAUCGUCCACUACUCCCUCCACCGCCGCAUGGAGAUUAACCGCCCCUUCCCCGCCUCCCCCGCCGACAUUCGCGGCUUCCACUCCGACGACUACGUCCGCUUCCUCUCCUCCGUCUCCCCCGAGACCCUCUCCGACUCCCGCCACCUCAAGCGCUUCAACGUCGGCGAGGACUGCCCUGUCUUCGACGGCCUCUUCGACUUCUGCCAGGCCUCCGCCGGCGGAUCCAUCGGCGCCGCCGUCAAACUCAACCGCCAAGACGCCGACAUCGCCAUCAAUUGGGCUGGCGGUCUUCACCACGCCAAGAAGUCUGAGGCCUCUGGCUUCUGUUACGUCAACGACAUUGUCCUCGGCAUCCUCGAACUUCUCAAACUUCACCGUCGUGUGUUGUAUGUUGACAUUGAUGUUCACCAUGGUGAUGGUGUUGAGGAGGCCUUUUACACCACUGAUAGAGUGAUGACAGUGUCUUUCCAUAAGUUUGGGGACUUUUUCCCUGGCACGGGACACAUCAAAGACAUUGGGCUGGGCUCAGGAAAGAAUUAUGCUGUCAAUGUCCCUUUAAAUGAUGGGUUGGAUGAUGAGAGUUUCAGGGGUCUGUUUCGAGCCAUCAUUCAAAAAGUCAUGGAGGUUUAUCAACCUGAAGCAGUUGUUCUUCAAUGUGGAGCAGAUUCAUUGUCUGGGGACAGGUUGGGUUGCUUCAACUUGUCUGUGAAAGGUCAUGCAGAUUGCCUUCGUUUCCUUAGAUCUUUCAAUGUUCCUUUAAUGGUCUUGGGUGGGGGUGGAUAUACAAUUCGGAAUGUUGCCCGUUGUUGGUGUUACGAGACAGCAGUGGCAGUAGGAGUGGAGCCUGAUAAUAAGUUGCCUUAUAAUGAAUAUUAUGAAUAUUUUGGUCCAGAUUAUACUCUCUACGUCGAUCCAAGCAACAUGGAGAACCUAAAUACACCCAAGGAUAUGGAAAAAAUAAGGAACACAUUACUAGAACAGAUUUCCCGACUUCCCCAUGCUCCCAGUGUACCUUUUCAGACAACACCACCUACCUUAGAAGUUCCAGAAGAGGCGGAAGAGGACAUGGAUAGAAGACCUAAACUUCGUAAAUGGGAUGGUGAAGAUUAUGAUUCAGAUCCCGAUGAAGAUUUAAAGGCCAUUUCCGGGUGCUCAAACAUCACUGCCCAUUCGAGGGACAUUGCAGAUGACAUGGAAGAAGAGAAGAAGCCAGAAGUGCAUCCAUCAUCAUCAUCUUGUUGUUGAUAGAAUAGAGCAGGUUCUUGCAUAGCACGUGUGUAUUGUAAUCUUUAGCGUAGACUAUUCCGUUUAUGGGGGAGAUCAUUACUAAAUAACACACAAACAACUCUUGAGAACGCAAAUAUAAUGAACACAUUGUGUAAAUGAAAUAUAGUGUAAAACAUUGGUUUGGUAUCCCCCGUAGGCACUAUUUUUGUUCAUUCAAGUUAUUUUCUUUUGGUCCCUGACCUAUACUUUGUUCUGUUUUAGUUUCUCAUAGUUAGUUUAGUUUCAUCAUUCUCAUUUUUGCACACGGGGUCAUCACUUUAAUUUUGGUUCUUGUAUCUUUCUUUUACCUGUAUGAUGUGGAUACGGAAGAAAGUGAGAAAGGUGCAGAAUGUUGUUUUAUUGUAACUUUAA
Cajanus cajan (pigeon pea) is the source of this 2026-nucleotide messenger RNA. It is a transcript of the gene HDA6, whose product is annotated as histone deacetylase 6. Gene Ontology annotation, molecular function: histone deacetylase activity. Gene Ontology annotation, biological process: epigenetic regulation of gene expression. Lineage: Eukaryota; Viridiplantae; Streptophyta; Magnoliopsida; Fabales; Fabaceae. Gene Ontology annotation, cellular component: nucleus. The record is from RefSeq and is a predicted model, not a curated record.